Molecule: messenger RNA, 774 nt
Organism: Amphibalanus amphitrite
Lineage: Eukaryota; Metazoa; Arthropoda; Thecostraca; Balanomorpha; Balanidae
Exons: 1
Coding region: 1-774 (257 amino acids)
Molecular function (GO): nucleic acid binding; zinc ion binding
Source: RefSeq, a predicted model, not a curated record
AUGUCGGAUCUUGAUUUGCGCUUAAUACCAGAGUUUAGUGGUGAUUCUAAAACAUCUGUAACUGAGUGGAUAGAAAAAGUGGAGCUAGUAUGCAGGCUGAGAGGGAUUCACGAGCUUGAGGAAGUUAUACCUCUUCGACUGACGGGGGGAGCAUUUGCGGUGUAUCAGCAGAUCCCUGAAGGAGAUAAAGAAGAUGUCGUUAAAGUAAAGGAGGCACUCACAGCAGCAUUUGCGCACGAUUCGUUCGUGGCCUACGAGAAGUUCGUCUCGCGGAAGCUUUUACCAUCGGAGACACCGGAUGUCUUUCUUGCUGAGCUGAAACGUCUGUCCGCAUUGUUUGGCGGAAUCAGUGAGCGCGGGUUAGUAUGUGCGUUCAUCUCUGGUCUCCCGGCAUCGGUGCGACAGGUUCUACGUACCGGCUGUCGCAUAGAGUCUAUGCGAAUUGAUGAUCUGCUGGUGCGUGCUCGUGCUGUCUUGGCGGACACGAAUGCGUUCGCUGUCAAGGCGCAGUCCUAUGCAGCAAUCACAUCACCGCCACCAGUCGUAGCCGACGAAUGCUGCGGUGGAGUUGGAGCGCGAUAUGAGAGACGCUGCUUCAACUGCAAUGGAGCAAACCAUCUCGCCAGAGACUGUCUCCUCAAGAGGACGGGCACAGAGAAGCGCACCGAUGUCAAGUGCUUCAGGUGUGGUGGUCCGCACUUCCGCCGCCAGUGUCCGGAAAACGCCGUGGGAGAGCAGUCAGCGCCAGCCUUCUCUCCGACUGUCCAAAAAUAG